CGGGGGGUCCCGUGGCGCGCCGGGCUGGAGCCGGUCACGAUGCCCCGGAGGAAGCAGAGCCACCCGCAGCCCGUCAAAUUGGACGCGGAGGACCCCCUGGACCAGGGCCCGGGGGCCCUGGUGUUGGAGAGCGACCUGCUGCUGGGCCAAGACCUCGAGUUUGAGGAGGAGGAGGAGGAGGAAGACGACGACGACGACGACGACGAGGAAGAGGAGGGUGACGGCGGCGACCGGCUCAUGGGCUUCGGGAGGGACUCAGAAGGAGACCCCCUGGGGGCCCGGCCAGGGCUGCCCUAUGGGCUGAGCGACGACGAGUCUGGGGGCGGCCGGGCGCUGAGUGCGGAGAGCGAGGCGGAGGAGCCGGCCGGGGGCCCCGGGGAGGCCGGGGGCCAGAGGCCGGGCCCCGCCUGCCGCCUGUGCGGGGGGCCGGGGCGCCAGGGGCCCUGCUGCGGGGGGCCCCCGCUGCUGCCCCCCCGGCUGCUCUACUCGUGUCGCCUCUGCGCCUUCGUGUCGCACUACUCGAGCCACCUGAAGCGGCACAUGCAGACGCACAGCGGGGAGAAGCCCUUCCGCUGCGGCCGCUGCCCCUACGCGUCCGCCCAGCUGGUCAACCUGACCCGCCACACGCGCACCCACACGGGGGAGAAACCAUACCGCUGUCCCCGCUGCCCCUUUGCCUGCAGCAGCCUGGGCAACCUGAGGCGCCAUCAGCGCACCCACGCUGGGCCCCCUGGCCCUCCCUGCCCGACCUGCGGUUUCCGCUGCUGCGCCCCGCGGCCCCCCCGGCCCCCCAGCCCCUCGGAGCAGGAGGGCACGGUGCCCCGGACGGCCCCAGACGCCGUCCUCCUGCCGGACCUGAGCCUCCACGUGGUGCCGGGCGGCCCCGGCUUCCUGCCGGACCGCGGCCUGCGGGCGGACUGCGGCCAGCUGCGCCAGGACGGGGAGGGGCCCGGCGGGGGCCCCGGCCCCCAGCCGCUGCCCGAGCUGCUCUUCCCCUGGGCCUGCCGGGGCUGCGGCCAGGAGCUGGAGGAGGGCGAGGGCGGCGCGGCCGGGCGCGGCGGGCGCGGCGGGCACUGCGGGGGCCGGGGGCCGGGCGGCGGGGGCGGGGGAGGGGGCCCCCGCGGGCCCGGCGACAAGGGCUUCGCCUGCAGCCUGUGCUCCUUCGCCACCCACUACCCCAACCACCUGGCCCGCCACAUGAAGACGCACAGCGGCGAGAAGCCCUUCCGCUGCGCCCGCUGCCCCUACGCCUCGGCCCACCUGGACAACCUGAAGCGGCACCAGCGGGUGCACACCGGGGAGAAGCCCUACAAGUGCCCCCUCUGCCCCUACGCCUGCGGGAACCUGGCCAACCUCAAGCGCCACGGCCGCAUCCACUCCGGGGACAAGCCCUUCCGCUGCAGCCUCUGCAGCUACAGCUGCAACCAGAGCAUGAACCUCAAGCGCCACAUGCUGCGGCACACGGGCGAGAAGCCCUUCCGCUGCGCCACCUGCGCCUACACCACGGGACACUGGGACAACUACAAGCGCCACCAGAAGGUCCACGGCCACGGCGGGGGGCCCGGCCACGCCGCCCCGGAGCCCUGGGGGCCGCCCCGGGGGGCCCCCUCCGCCCCGGGCGCCGCCGCCGGGGCCCGCGGCCUCCGCCCGGACUCGCCCUGA
Tachyglossus aculeatus (Australian echidna) is the source of this 1662-nucleotide messenger RNA. RefSeq names its product zinc finger protein 513 (gene ZNF513). Gene Ontology annotation, biological process: regulation of transcription by RNA polymerase II. Gene Ontology annotation, molecular function: RNA polymerase II transcription regulatory region sequence-specific DNA binding; DNA-binding transcription factor activity, RNA polymerase II-specific. Bases 40 to 1662 code for a protein of 540 amino acids. Lineage: Eukaryota; Metazoa; Chordata; Mammalia; Monotremata; Tachyglossidae. Gene Ontology annotation, cellular component: nucleus. The transcript is spliced from 4 exons. The record is from RefSeq and is a predicted model, not a curated record.